CAGUUCUAUCAAGCAGCAACCCAAAAUUAAAAUGCAGCAUAGAACUUUAGCUCCUAGUCCUUCCGUGGAACCUACAAUGAAACCACAAUCAUCUACACCGUUAUUACCAAUCUACCAACAAUUUCACAUCCAACACAACCCCAUUGCAGAUUUGCAGCCCUUCACCCACACCAUAACCUUUACCUGUAACACCGCCGUCACAACUUCUAAUACCAUAAACCUAAAAAGAUCUCAAUUACCUAACUUUCGCCCUGAUUUUUGGUCAUUAAAUUUUUGGGUGAAUUAGAUUAUCCAUUUUUGAUGCAUGAAGUGAAAUCUGAUCAUGUGAAGUCUCUUGAUUGUAAGAAAUUAAGAAAGAAACAAUGAUCGAUCAGAAAGCAGGCAUUAACGGCAAGUUGAUUGAUGUUGUUAUUAUUAAACUCUGGCUUCCAAAGCUUAUCUCAAGUUCUUGAAUGGCACUGGUACAAAGGUGCUGCUAGAUUAUGUCACAGAUAUGCCACAGACUCGUCUACUGCGACGGUCCGAUAUGAUUGAUGUAAUGGUGGGGAUGGUGCUUACUUUAUUUCUUCCGCUCUUGUUCACAUGGAUCAUUUUGCAGCUUUUUCCUGUUAUGUUGACAUCUCUUGUUUAUGAGAAGCAACAAAAAUUAAGGGUCAUGAUGAAAAUGCAUGGACUUGGAGAUGGUCCGUACUGGAUGAUAACAUAUUCAUAUUUUCUUUUUCUCUCUUCUGUCUACAUACUAGGUUUUAUGGUAUCAGGUUAUCUCAUAGGGUUGCCGAUCUUCAAGUGUACUGCAUUCAGCAUACUGUUUACGUUCUAUUUCACCUAUAUAUACCUGCAGAUUUCAUUUGCUUUUCUUAUGGCAACAUUAUCUUUACAUGUUAAGACAGCUACAGUAAUAGCACACAUGUUUGUAUUUGGAUCGGGGCUCUUAGGAAUGUAUGUUUUCCAGAGUGUGUUGCAAUCUCCAUCCUUUUCAAGAGAUUGGAUUAUCAUACUAGAGAUGUUUCCUCCCUUUGCUCUAUAUCGUGGAAAUUAUGAGUUUCAAGAAUAUACCCAAAGAGAACGUUAUCUGGGUUAUGCAGUUAAAAUGAGUUGGAAUGAUAUUAAUGAUGGAGAGAAUGGGAUGAGACGAGUCUUUAUUCUCAUGGCCAUAGAAUGGUUCGUAAUGCUUAUUGUUGCAUAUUAUUUGGAUCAAGUUAUAUCCCUAGGUAAUGGUGUCAGAAAGCACCCCCUUUUUUUCCUGAAAAAUAUGUCGAAGAAGCUAUCGGCUUCUAAUCAGCAGCUAGCUAUCCAGACACAACAGUUGAACUUUCGCGAUGAAAGUGAAAAACCUGAUGUUUCCCAAGAGAGGGAAAAGGUUAAAGAGUUAAUCCUGUUAAAUGAUACAACUGAUUCCAUCGUCUGUGAUAACCUUAAAAAAGUUUAUCCAAGUAUAGAUGGAAAUCCUGAAAAAGUAGCAGUUAGAGGGUUAUCUCUUGCUUUGGGUCGAGGGGAAUGUUUUGGUAUGCUCGGUCCAAAUGGUGCUGGGAAAACCUCCUUUAUCAGUAUGAUGAUUGGGCUCACAGAACCAACCUCUGGCAUGGCAUUAGUCAAUGGAUUGGACAUACAAACUGAUAUGGACCAAAUAUAUGCCAGCAUGGGUGUAUGCCCCCAGCAUGACCUGCUGUGGGAAACCCUAACAGGUAGAGAACAUCUUUUAUUCUAUGGCAGAUUGAAGAACCUCAAAGGGUCUGACUUAACAGAAGCAGUUGAAGAAUCUCUAAAAAGUGUCAACUUAUACCAUGGAGGUGUUGCCGAUAAACAAGCUAGAACUUAUAGUGGUGGGAUGAAGAGGCGUCUUAGCGUUGCCAUUUCGCUAAUUGGUGAUCCUAAGGUUGUUUAUAUGGAUGAACCCAGUACUGGACUGGACCCAUCUUCAAGAAACCAUUUGUGGAAUAUUGUGAAACGAGCAAAGAAGGAUCGAGCUAUUAUUCUUACCACUCAUUCAAUGGAAGAGGCAGAAGCACUGUGUGACCGGUUAGGAAUCUUUGCAGACGGAAGCUUGCAGUGCAUAGGAAACCCAAAAGAGUUAAAAGCAAGAUAUGGAGGAUCAUAUGUGUUUACAAUGACAACAUCUGUGGAUCAAGAAGAGGAAGUGGAGAAAUUAAUAUGCGGGCUCUCUUCGAAUGCAAGCAAAAUCUACCAUUUAUCUGGAACCCAGAAGUUUGAAAUUUCCAAGAAAGAUGUAAGAAUUGGAGAUGUUUUCCGAGCAGUUGAAAAUGCAAAGCGGGAGUUCCCGAUCUAUGCGUGGGGUUUAACUGAUACCACCUUAGAGGAUGUUUUCAUUAAGGUAGCUCAGGCCGCCCUUGCAUCAUCAUCUACCAUGUAGUAGUCGUGUAGGCGUUCUCUAGUUCGAAAUAAUAUCAGUGAGAUUAACCUCAUUCAAGUCUGAGUUUAGAAGUACAUUCUAGUUGUUGCAUGUAUGUCAGGUUUAUGAUGUGUAGGAUAAAACACAAAGGGAAAAUAGUACAAUGUUAUAAGUUCAGAAGUAUAUCUCCCAAAUACACAAUUUCUUAUUUCAUAUUGACGAAAACCCUAGUUUGAUACACAAUGGUCGUAUCAGUAUGAUUUGUUGACGUAUGCUGA
Molecule: messenger RNA, 2628 nt
Organism: Papaver somniferum (opium poppy)
Lineage: Eukaryota; Viridiplantae; Streptophyta; Magnoliopsida; Ranunculales; Papaveraceae
Product: ABC transporter A family member 7-like
Exons: 13
Coding region: 494-2371 (625 amino acids)
Biological process (GO): transmembrane transport; lipid transport
Cellular component (GO): membrane; intracellular membrane-bounded organelle
Molecular function (GO): lipid carrier activity; ATP binding; ATP hydrolysis activity
Source: RefSeq, a predicted model, not a curated record